AUGGCUAAUUCCAGAGCUCUUUUCUCCGACCUCAAAUCCGGCAAGUGCUCUUUUAAACUAUGUUGCAUGAAGGACUAUGAAGAGUUAGCUGCAACUGUGAUGACCAUAGUUGACUGCGUUGUGAAUAAGACUUGGGAGAAGAUAGAGUCGUCUACUGAUGUUCUGAAAGGGAUAUUAAGACCUGUUGUGGUAGGAGUGGAAGAAAUUUCAUGGCCUCCAAGAGAUCCUGAAGCUAUCAAUGAAAUGGAAAAGGAAAUGAUACAACGGGAAAAAGAAGGGCAAUUAGACGAAGGGUUUCUUUCAGAAGUUAGUGCUCAGCUACGGCAGGCAAAAGAAGAUAAAGACAAACCAAGGCUUGCGGCUAAGCUUAAGAAAGUUCUACAACUCUAUGCUGCUACGGUCCUCUCCAAGCGUAGCUACGCAAAGAGAGGUGCAUGUGCUCAAGUCACUCGCUCACUCUAA
Brassica napus (rape) is the source of this 462-nucleotide messenger RNA. RefSeq lists its product as uncharacterized. The record is from RefSeq and is a predicted model, not a curated record. The transcript has 5 exons. Bases 1 to 462 code for a protein of 153 amino acids. NCBI's taxonomy places the organism in Eukaryota, Viridiplantae, Streptophyta, Magnoliopsida, Brassicales, Brassicaceae.